This is a messenger RNA of Eimeria tenella, 729 nucleotides long. RefSeq lists its product as uncharacterized. The transcript has a single exon. Lineage: Eukaryota; Apicomplexa; Conoidasida; Eucoccidiorida; Eimeriidae. The record is from RefSeq and is a predicted model, not a curated record. Bases 1 to 729 code for a protein of 242 amino acids.
AUGAAGGCGCCGGCGAGAAGAGCUGCAGCAGCAGCAAAGGCCCAGGGAAAUGCGGGGAGGAAAAAGAAAGGAAUAAAAGAAGAAGAAAAUAAAAUUAAAGAAAUGAAACUUCUGCGACAAGAAGCAGCAGCAGAGGCCUGCGCGGAGUGUACAUACACCCGAAUGCAUGCGCCUUCAGUUCCCACUUUUAACGCCGUUUUUGCUGCUCAUGUGUACCCCUUGCUGCUGCUGCUGCUGCCGCUGCUGCUGCUGCUGUUUGCGGGCGGACAGCAAGAGAAGUGCUUGGCUUUAUUAGAAGCAGCAGCAGCAGCAGCAACGCAACGGCAGCAGCAGCAACAGCGGCAACGCAACGGCAGCAGCAGCAACAGCGGCAACGCAACGGCAGCAGCAACAACAGCUGCAGGAGACGCAAUAGCAGCAGCAGCAGCUGCUGCAGGACUCGCAACGACAGUAACAACAUCUGCACGACAGCAGCAGCAGCAGCACGACCAGCAGCCGCAAAAGCAGCAGCAGCAGGACAAGUUGCAGCAGCAGCAGCACAAGCAGCAGCAGCAGCAGCAGCAGCACAAGCAGCAGCAGCAGCAGUGCAAGAAGCAACAGCAGCAGCACAAGCAGCAGCAGCCGCAGUACAAGCACCAGAAGCAGCAGCAGCACAAGCAGCAGCAACACAAGCAGCAGCAACACAAGCAGCAGCACCAGCAGCAACAACACCAGCAGCAGCAAGACUGA